ACGCAACAGCAACGGCAACCUUCGCAAUAACUCAGGCCCAAGCUUCCAUCUUAGGCAUCAAUGCACAAGCGCAAUCCAAAAUCCAAGUCUCAAUGAACAAUCUCAAAUUCGCCUUAAUCCUUACGUUUUCCAUCCUCGGUUCCUCGUUAAUUACCAUACUCAUCAUCUACCUCCUACUGAGCCUUCGUCGUCGUCGCCAGAAGCGGAAAGAGCGGAAGAGAGAGGAGUUCAAGGAGAAGAUUGAUGUGAAGAGAGGCUCGGAUGAUAGUGCUAUGCCUAGUUUAAGCGAGUUCCCUCUACCAGUGAAUAGGAAGAAUUGGAAUGAGACUGGUGCUGGUGGCGAGCGGGGCAGGCCUUCGUCUGAGGUUGUUCCUACAUGGAGAGUAAACAGCAGCCAAGGCCGAAAAUCUGCCGAAUUCCCAUUCCCUGGUGCUGGAAAUAGCAGGAAGACAUGGAGCGCCAGCGCCGAUCGAACAGCUGUUGAUGGGGGUGAAGCAAUGAAUGGGAGAGCAAGGAGGAUGGCGGAAGGCGAGACUCAGAGAGCGAGGCCACCAGGGAGUCUUAGAACGUUGACGUAUGAUGCGGAUUUCCCGGAUCAGCCACCGCGGUUUGGGAGUUGGUUGGGGGACUUGAGGAAGAAUGAGGACCUGCUGGAGAUUAAGGUGACGAGGAAUAGCAGUACAAGUCGGAGGAGAGACAAGGAUGGGGGUAGUGAGAUUGGGACUGCGUUUUGAGAACGUACUUCUGAAGUAUAAUAGCA
Messenger RNA from Hyaloscypha bicolor E, 760 nucleotides. RefSeq lists its product as uncharacterized. The transcript has a single exon. NCBI's taxonomy places the organism in Eukaryota, Fungi, Ascomycota, Leotiomycetes, Helotiales, Hyaloscyphaceae. The coding region runs from base 93 to 734 and encodes 213 amino acids. The record is from RefSeq and is a predicted model, not a curated record.